Messenger RNA from Mesocestoides corti, 270 nucleotides. Lineage: Eukaryota; Metazoa; Platyhelminthes; Cestoda; Cyclophyllidea; Mesocestoididae. The record is from the annotation of a GenBank genome assembly.
AUGCAAGCAGCGGAACAGCUGACAUUAGGAGUGUCCGAGUCAAAAGCCGUCCAUUGCCACCGGAAACUAAAGUUCUGUGCGAAGUUGGGCUUUGCGAUUUUGACAAACUUCGUGAACACUCUUGAAAACAAGGCUAUGCUGUCCUCCCUGGCCAACAGGCUGCUUGACGUGGAAUGUAAUAUUGAGGACAGCGGAAAGUUGAUCUCGUGUGAUUGCGACGUCCACAAAAUAUUCGGCCGGUCGGCAACACCGACCAUAACAAAGCUGUAA